Molecule: messenger RNA, 998 nt
Organism: Gossypium raimondii (Peruvian cotton)
Lineage: Eukaryota; Viridiplantae; Streptophyta; Magnoliopsida; Malvales; Malvaceae
Exons: 4
Coding region: 96-842 (248 amino acids)
Biological process (GO): protein folding
Cellular component (GO): cytoplasm
Source: RefSeq, a predicted model, not a curated record
UCAAUCGUUGUUCUCCUUUUCAAUUUUUCUUCUUUUCCUUUGUGUUCUUACUAGAAGCAGAGAUCCAAAGAGGAAGCUCCGAUUGCUGUAAAACAAUGGCGGAUUACCAUUUCGUUUACAAAGAUGUCGAAGGAGCUUCCACUCAAUGGGAUGAUAUUCAAAGAAAGCUAGGGAAUUUACCCCCAAAGCCACCAGCUUUCAAGCCUGACCCUUUUGAACCUGCACCUGACCCGGAUUCCGUCCCUAAGGACAAGUCUUGGAUCGAUGAAAAGACUGAAGAACAACUUGAAGAAAUCGAAGAUGAUCUCGAUGAUGAUAGAUUCCUUGAAGAAUACAGAAAGAAGAGGCUGGCUGAGAUGAGGGAAGCUGUUAAGAUUUCAAAGUAUGGAUCGGUUAUGCCAAUUUCCGGAUCCGAUUUCGUACGGGAGGUUUCGCAAGCUCCUCAGGAUGUCUGGGUUGUUGUCAUUCUCUACAAAGAAGGAUUUCUGGAGUGUGGGCUGCUUUUGCAGUGUUUGGAAGAAUUGGCAGUUAAAUACCCUGCAACAAAGUUUGUCAAGAUAAUAUCUACAGAUUGCAUUCCUAACUACCCAGAUCGUAAUCUUCCCACACUCUUGGUGUAUAACAACGGAGCGGUGAAAGCAAAUUAUGUAGGCUUGCAUAGUUUUGGCCACAGAUGCACGCCUGAAGGUGUGGCCUUAGUUCUUUGUCAAUCAGAUCCUGUACUGAAUGAUGGUCAAAGUGGGAGCAAUGCAUCUGUUCUCGAAGGAGUUCGAAAGAGGUUCAUAGAGAAAGUUGUUACGGAGCAUGAAGAUCAUGAUGAUGAUGGGUCUUCAAGUGAUUGAAUGUUUGGUCAGUUCAUUUUAUUUCUUUUGUUUGGUAAAAGAAUGAUUACCAUUGACAGAGUGGCUUCUUUGCUGCUUCAGGAACAAAUGGUAUUGUAUUUGUUAUAACAUCUUUAUCAUGUUUCCAACAAAUUGGGAUGCAAUUCUUAGCUCCAA